ACGUUAUUCUGAACACAACAGCUCUGAGAUCUUCAAGCUCUACAGAACUUCUACAGAUUUGUUCUGUCGUUGUGAAGAAACAUCUUGAAGAAUGAGAAGCCUGAUGUGUGUGCUGUUCCUGGUGCUCUUCUGCUCUGUGCAGAUGACUUCAAGUGCUCCCCAUGCAAUUGUUGCACUAUCAAACUGCUGUGUAGAGUUCAAUAAUGUGAGGAUUCCUCUAAAGCAAGUGGUGUCUUACUUCUGGACCAGCAGCACCUGUGCCAAACGCGCUAUUGUGUUUAAGACAGUUGUUGGGAUAGAGAUCUGUGUAGAUCCAGAAACGACCUGGGUGAACCACCAUGUUGAUAAAGUGGACAAAAAAACAGCAACUGCAGCUGCUGCUGCGUCAACAAUCUCUCCUACAGCAAAGACUCAGAGCCUCACAAUCUAAAGGAAGCUACACUGUUUCUAUUUGAUCUCUGCAUUUCAUAUUGUAUA
This is a messenger RNA of Sinocyclocheilus anshuiensis, 477 nucleotides long. Its product is annotated as C-C motif chemokine 13-like. Bases 92 to 430 code for a protein of 112 amino acids. The record is from RefSeq and is a predicted model, not a curated record. Gene Ontology annotation, biological process: immune response. Gene Ontology annotation, molecular function: chemokine activity. Gene Ontology annotation, cellular component: extracellular region. Lineage: Eukaryota; Metazoa; Chordata; Actinopteri; Cypriniformes; Cyprinidae. The transcript has 3 exons.